GCGCGGCGGUUCCGCGGAGACGUUUGAAAGGGGGCAGCGCUGGGCGCGCGCGCGCCGCCGCCUCGAGGCGCGGGGAGGGGAGCGGGGCGCCCGUUGCUGCGGGCUGCGCGCACCGCCGCCCCUCGCCGCCGGUGUCUCGGCGCGGAGCGGAGCCCGGCGGCGGCGGGAGCGCCACACCCCCGUGCCGCAGCCGGGCAGCCGAUGGCGUUCUCGCCUGUGGCCGUGGGCUCAGAGGUGGCGCCGGAGCCGGGAGGCAGCGGGAGGCUCGGCGAGGAGGCGGAUGGCGAGAGGGAGUUGCUGCUGCGGCUGGGUGAGAGGCUGGUGCCGGGGAACCGCCUGAAGGAAGUGGUCGGCUCCUCGCUGGCGUCGCUGUGCCUCGGCCCCCUAGCCGGGCCUCAGCGCCUCGGGACCCUCGUGGACUGCCUGGCGCUGAACUACCGCCUGCGGCAGGGCCCGGGCCGGAGCCGGGACCGCGGGGCCGCGGCGGAGGGCGGCGGCGCGGCCGGCGGGCCGCUGCGCUGCUGCGGCUGCCGCAGGUUCCUGAGCGAGCCGGUCACCGUGCCGUGCGGGCACAGCUACUGCCGCCGCUGCCUGCGGAGGGGGCUGCGGGCCCGCUGCCGCCGCUGCCGGGACUGGCUGCUGCCGGCAGCGGGCACCGGCCCGGCCGCUGCCCCGCUGCGGACCAGCGUCGUCCUCAACCAGCUAGCGGAGAAGUGGUUCCCGGGCGAGUGCCAGAGGGCGAGGACCGGCGGCCGCCUGGAGGAGCUGCUGGCCCAGGGCCGCUUCCGAGAAGCCCUGAGCGCCGCCAGCCAGGCUCUGCGAGCGGAUUCUGGUGACUUGAUGCUAAGAAUUUACAGAGCUGAGUCAUAUGCUGGCCUCCAGGAGUAUAAAACAGCCAUAGAAGACCUAAAUUUUGUUAUUUCUAAAAUGCCAAAUUGGCCAGAGGUCUACUUCCAGAAAGGAAAAGUGCUGCAUGACUCUGGCUUUGUAGGUGAUGCCUUACAACUAUUUCUACAGUGCUUAGCCCUUGAUGAGGAUUUUCUUCCAGCCAAGCUAGAAGUAGAAAGGACAUUGUGUGAUGUGCUGUCACCAGAAAUUUUAGGAGAGAGUCUGAAGGAAUCUUCUUGGAAUUCACCACACGUUCGAAAUAAACCUUUUAUACUUGGUUCUGAGGUGACUGAGUCUUGCUGCAAUUUACAACUUUGUCCUGAGCAGAGUUUAGGAGAAUCAGCAAUACUGCAGCCUGUCAGCGGAAGCCUAAGUCGUGCACAAUCUGCCCAUGCUCUUAACUCAACAAAAGAUCUUGCCAAGGAAGAUGGCUUAAAGAGAGUAUCUUCUGAACCUCUUCUCUCUGGCCAAGAAAAAAGUGUUUUCUUGAAAAGAAAGCUUUCCUUUUCAGAGCACGAUACAGUUGUAUUUGAAGAUGGAAGAAAUAAACAUAAAAAGCAAGGAGAAAAUACAAAAAGGGACACAGCACUGGCUUAUGGAACAAUUCCGGAGAAUUUGAUUGAUGUGUCCGAUUUUGAGUGUUCUCUGUGUAUGAGACUGUUCUUUGAGCCAGUGACAACCCCUUGCGGACAUACUUUUUGCAAAGGUUGCUUGGAACGGUGUUUAGACCAUGCUCCUCAGUGUCCACUCUGUAAGGAGAGUUUGAAAGAGUACCUAGCAAGCAGGAGAUACAGUAUCACAGAACUGCUGGAAGAAUUAAUAAUGAAAUAUUUGUCUGAUGAGUUGCAUGAGAGAAAAAGAAUUCAUGCUGAAGAAACUGCUGAACACUCAAACUUGACCAAGAAUGUUCCAAUGUUUGUUUGCACUAUGGCAUAUCCUACUGUGCCUUGCCCUCUACAUGUGUUUGAGCCGAGAUACCGACUAAUGAUUCGCAGAAGUAUGGAAACUGGGACUAAACAGUUUGGGAUGUGUAUAAGUGAUUCUCAAAAUGGUUUUGCAGAUCAUGGAUGCAUGCUGCAAAUUAGGAAUGUUCAUUUUCUGCCUGAUGGGCGGUCCGUUGUUGAUACAGUUGGUGGAAAGAGAUUUAGAGUUUUACGAAGAGGGAUGAAAGAUGGUUAUUGCACUGCAGACAUUGAAUAUUUGGAAGAUGUUAAGGUUGCUGAUGAAGAAGAGCUAAAGAAACUGAGAGAACUUCACAAUUUUGUUUACAAUCAGGCCUGUAGUUGGUUCCAAAACUUAAGAAACAAAUUUCGCACUCAAAUUCUUCAACACUUUGGGCCAAUGCCUGACCGUGAGGAAAAUAUACAGGCAAUGCCCAAUGGUCCUGCUUGGUGUUGGUGGCUUCUAGCUGUUCUCCCGGUGGAUCCCAGAUACCAACUCUCAGUUCUCUCUAUGAUGUCUUUAAAAGACCGUCUGAUAAAAAUCCAGCAUAUACUCACGUAUUUUUCUAGAGACCAGUCCAAAUGACUAACCGCCUGGGUCUUCCUGAAAAGCUAUUCUGUUCUGGUUGUAGUAGCAGCUGGAAUUUUUGCUGCCUUUGCACAUCUAGCGCUGGUUUGAGAAGUGUAAUAUGGAACUUCUUUUCCCUUGCCCCCAACUUCCUGAACCACAUGGUUCCUUGAAUGCACACUUUCUUCAACUAUGAGAGACCACUGAUACUUGCACAAAGUCAAUCCAGCCAGAUACUUUCUUUCACAUUAUCUACGUUACAAUUUGCACUAUGUAGAAGAGAACAUUUUGAGACUUGAUUUAUUUUCGCCAUUGACUUUUUUAAAGCUGUGGGAAGUGCAGGACUUAAGGCUGACAGUCCAAGUUUACAACAUUGAAGAGGUAUUAAGGGUUUUGCAAAUAAGUUUGCCUCAUACAAUUGUUCUGUUGCUAUUUGCACAAUUGAAACAUAGUAUUGAAUGUCACUGUUGGAUAUUACUGCUCACGUUGAAUUGUCUUGACCAUGAAGAUGGCACCGUUUUAAGUUAUCUUGUAAAUGUAUGUAUCACAAAACAGGUGACUGUUUGAACUGUAUGCUAAACUGAGAGCCAAUUGUAAGGAACAGAUGCAAAAAAAAAAAAAAGGUACUUCUGUCUAAAAAUACUUAAACUGUGAAUAUGGUUUACAUACUUAGACCUGUAAAUGUUAAAAAGGAAACUGAAAACUAAACCUCAGUUCCAGUUACACUUUUACUGGGCUUUCCAAGCUGGCUGUUCUUCCAGAGCACACACUUAGUUUAUAGAGCUUUUAAGAAACUUUGGGGUGAGUGUGUGUGUGCAUAUUGGGGAUUGUGCAUCCAGGAUUUAAAAGCUUAAAGUUUUCUUUGGACUUAAGUUGGUGCAAAUGUGAGUUCUAUGCCUUACUCAUCAAUAGUAGAGCACACUGCAGUGGCAAGGUUAGCAUCAUGCUACCAGUAGGUACUUUUUGUAAUUAAAAGUUUGCAUAUUUGUGAAUGUCUGAUACUGGCUUUCUUGUAUGUAAAUCAUUUGUAAAGUAUUUCUUAAAUCCUGCUUUUGCUAAUAUAUUUAAUUUUCAAUAAAAGCUAAAAAUUUGUAAUAUUUUCAA
Rhea pennata is the source of this 3501-nucleotide messenger RNA. It is a transcript of the gene LONRF1, whose product is annotated as LON peptidase N-terminal domain and ring finger 1. The transcript is spliced from 12 exons. Bases 202 to 2415 code for a protein of 737 amino acids. Gene Ontology annotation, molecular function: ubiquitin protein ligase activity; protein binding. Lineage: Eukaryota; Metazoa; Chordata; Aves; Rheiformes; Rheidae. The record is from RefSeq and is a predicted model, not a curated record.